AUGCGGGCCUCGUUGGCUGCUGGAUUUCGCUGGGCCUUGGGGCCGCUGGGGUCCAGUUCCGCUGGAAACUCAGAGGUCGCUGGUCGCCGCAGAGAAGUCAACGAAAAGCCAAACAAGCGAAGCUCGAUAGCGGCCUCCAAGACCAAGGUGAAAGAUGUGAAGGAUGAAGGUGGAACUGAAGACCUACUGGAGCAGGCCUGGUGUCAGCAAUGCCAACGCCAUGACUUCGGACGCUUCUGCCCCACUUGCGGUCAAUGCUUGGUGCACGAAGUGGUAACGCCCACGGGGCAUUGGAGGUUAGGGUCUACAGACAGGUCUUUGGUGAAGGUGAAACAAGAGAACAGUGAGCCGCCUACGCUGGUCACAAGAGCUGUUCCGCCGAGGAACAGUCCUGAAGCGGAGCCUGCAACACCAUUGUCGUCGCCUUGUAGUGAUGGCAGUGUCUCAGACUUACCGCUUAAAGAGGAACCCUUAAGCACACCACGUGAGAAGCGGCAAGCGAGCCAGCGCUAUUCGGAUGACGAGAGCACUGGUCUUGAACAGGAAGAGCCAUCGCAGUCUCCUGCAGAAGAACUGACGCCAUCUGAAGAGAUGCCAGAAGAAUCGGUGCCAGAGAAAAAUGAGCAGAAGUGCGAAGCAGUGCCCGAAGUGCCCCAACCGAGGCGGGGUAUGUUGUCCAUGCUGCGACCAGAGAAAGCUGUGGAAGCUGUCAGCCCUCCAGAAAUGCCCAAGAAAUCCAAGGAAUGCAAGGAGCUGCCUUGCAGCCCCCGUCCCAAGGGUCGCUUCUUGGCCUUUGUGGCAAAGCGCCGCCACACGCAGCGCGGCACACCGCAGCGCUUUCCGCUGGUCGCAACGGCGAAGCCGUGCACGGCGAUGGUGCCGAUGUCGCCACCCUUGCGACUGGGAAAGGUGCUGCGAAUGCCAAAGAAACGGCUCAGAAGGAAGCAAAAGGCCGAGAUGACUGAAGUGCCAGCCAUGAAGCUGUCAGAAUUCAUGGGCGAAUGUCCCUGCGAGGUCUUUCAAGUCUUUCGCAACUUCGAGGCCACCAACGGCACGGAGCCCAGCGGGGCGCUGGCGCGCCUCAAGGCGGCACGCGAAGUGCACGGAGCUGCCGCCUUGCAGGAGGCCUUGCAGUGCUGCGCCGAGGCCAUUCUUUGCUGCGGGGAUUGCCGUUCCAGCUUUGUACUGGUGGAUGCCUGCAUCGACCUCUUGGGCACGGCCGCUCACGAGGUGGAGAGCGCUCCAGGGCUGCUGGGCUGGUUGGUUCAACGCUUGGGCGGUGAGACGGAAAGCCAGGCCAAAGCCUUGCGCGAUCGCCCUGCCCGGCAGCGUGCGGCGAGCCUUUUGUGGCGCCUGUUGCCAGAGAAGGAGCACCAGGUGUCACGGUUGAUUCUGGAUGCAGCCACCAUGGCCCUGUUGGAUUUGGCCAAGGACAAGACACCGGCGAUCCGCUUGGCGGCCACGCGUGGGUUGAGUAAGAUUCCAGGUGCCGAGACGAAGGCCGCAUUAUUGCAACUCACCCGGGACCCCACCCCUGCUGUGCGUGGCGUUGCGGUGGUCUCCCUUGGGGACUGCGGCACAGGGGCCUUGUGGGAGGCCAGUGCCCGCUGCUUGGAUGCCGUCCUCCGGGUGCGGCUACGCUUCUACGAGGCGGCUGAGAAGCAGGAUGUUGAUGAUUUGCCUCAAGAUGUGCUUCGAUGUGGCCUGUCAGAUGGCAAUGCAGAGGUGCGGGCCGCCUGCCUUUCGAUGAUCAAGGUAUGGGCGGCCCGAAAGGAUCCAGACGACGCCUUGCGUCGCCUGGUGGCGGCUGCGGGCGGUGACGCGGAGAGGGCCCUGCGGGCGCUAUUGGUUCUUCCAGAGUGGGCAACAUAUCGAGACAAGAUGGCAGCCAGGACACCUACUGAUGCCGCUUCAGCCUUGAUUUGGCGCAUCUCAACACAGCUAGCGCCAGAAUUGCCCACUGAAGCGAAACCCCUCUGUCAGCAGGCUAUGGAGGCGUUGCUGGGGGAACACUACGACGUGCUGAGGGAGAUGCUUCGCUUGGUCUUGGAGGAGGGCGAAGGGCCCACAGAAGAGCUGGCAGAGUUGGCGAUGACCGUCCUGCGUCAUUGCCCUGCAAGUUGUGGACCGGUAGAAGGCGCCGGUAGCUUCAACGUCUUCGCCAUGGCUAUGGCGCUGCUUCGGAGGCUUAAACCCAAGGAGGAGUUGCAACUCUUCCUGACUCAGUUAUUGGACGACUUUCGCUACAGUUGUCAGGCUCAGGCCAAAAAGAAGAGCGUAAACUUGAAAGAGAAAACCAUGAAAGCGCUCUAUGUCAUAGAGGCAGCCUUCAGUGCGUUGGGAAAAGAACUUGAAGACUUUGAUCUAGGUUGCAAUCUGCUCGAUGACUGGCUUCGUCCUGCUAUGGACCAAGAUGGAGAACAAAGGGCCUUGGCGUUGAGGUGUUUGGCGCUGUAUAGCUCAAGUAGUUGCGAAGAGGCCGUGAAGCAUUGGACCUUCUUCUUGGAGUUGAUGAAAAGUGACAGGAAGGAUGAGGUGCGGGAAGCGGAAGAUGAAGGAAGGGAUCGCUGCUGGAAGAUGAAGGAAGGGAAGUGA
Messenger RNA from Cladocopium goreaui, 2595 nucleotides. The record is from the annotation of a GenBank genome assembly. NCBI's taxonomy places the organism in Eukaryota, Dinophyceae, Suessiales, Symbiodiniaceae.